Messenger RNA from Hibiscus syriacus, 1192 nucleotides. Its product is annotated as BSD domain-containing protein 1-like. The record is from RefSeq and is a predicted model, not a curated record. The transcript has a single exon. The coding region runs from base 38 to 1156 and encodes 372 amino acids. Gene Ontology annotation, cellular component: cytoplasm. Lineage: Eukaryota; Viridiplantae; Streptophyta; Magnoliopsida; Malvales; Malvaceae.
UUUUCGUCUUCCAGUUGAUCUUUGUGCUAAAUCUCCAAUGGAUUUCUUCAAAUCCGUGUUAGCCGACGAUAUAUCUCAACCCUCGCAUCCGCACACCGACCCGAAUCCGAACACGGGAUCGGUUGCCACGUGGAGUUUCAACGGCCUGAUGAAAACGCUUGCCGACAAGUCGGAAUCCGUGAUGGAAUCUUACCGGAAGGAAUUUGACGAAUUCGGAUCCGGUUUAAAGAAGGAAACCGAGAUCAUCCGGAGCGUGGCUUCACGUGCCGUUAACGAUUCCCUCGAGAUCGGCGCCACCGUUGCUCAGGAGAAGCUCGAGUCAGUUGGACAAGCCAUUGAUGACAUCGGCGUCUCCGUUUGGAAAUCAACGGCUCAGAUCAUCUCUCACGGUAAAGACACGUUCUUAUCACCCUCCGACGAUGAUAAUUCUGAUACCGGAAGUUCUAUUAAUAGAAGAUCAAGUAUUAUUAGUAGUAACAGAAUUAAUGGAAAACGUUACAGUCGUUUUGAGAUGCAAAUUAGAGCGCUUCAAUCAGAUAGAAGUACUUACUGUAUGGAACCAGAGGAUUUGAAGGAUUUUGGGAAUUGGAAAUUAGGGUUUAAUUUAGAAGAGAAAAAAAGCGAAAUUGAGGAUUUGUUAACUGAAAAUACUGUUAUUCGAGAUAUUUUCAAAGAGGUGGAUUCUGAUUAUGGAGAAUCAAAGAGAUAUUGGUGCAAUUACUUCUAUAAGUUGAAUAGGCUAAUGAAAGUGGAGGAAGCGAGAGCUAAGCUCGUUAAUCGUGCGAUAUCGGGAGAGGAAGUAGAAGAUUUGAGCUGGGAUAUUGAUGAGGAUGAUGAGGAGAAUAGUGGAAAUGUUAAUACCGAGGAGGAUGAUUCAAGUAAAAAUGUUGAGAAGCCUUUGAAAUUUGACGAGGAGAAAGCAGGUUCAUGCAAGGAUAGUGAUGUAUCCGUGGUAUCAAGUGUGUCUAUCCCUGAGGAGGAAGGGUGGGAUGCAAUCGGCGACAUUCAGAGCUUCAAUGACAGUAAAGGGGACGUUGUCGGGAGCAGUAAUAGAGUUGAUCUGCGUAAACGAUUGACUGUUGCAGAGGAAGAGGAGGAUUUGAGUUGGGAUAUUGAUGAUGAUGAUGAGGAGGAGGAUCAACUGGUUAAAGCUUGAUACGGUACUGGUAAUUCGGUAUCGGAACGAAUCGGA